AGAUGGAAAGCAUUAAUUGGUGUGAUUAUCAUAAGUUGCAGAAAGAGCUGUUCAAUUUUGACUUAAAAUUUGAUGGUGACGCCCUUCAUGACCAAUGCCAAUUAUCGUUGCCAAGAAUUCGACCCCAACCUUAAACACCUACCUAAAAAGUCGACUUUGGGCUCUUGGAAGAUGCGGUCACUGUUACUUUCGUUGCACCUUGUAUUUACAAUAAACCACAAUGGUAUGUACAUGAAAAAUAAAUAAUUAGAGUUGUGUCUCCCGGAAUAUAACAAACCACCGCCCUUCGCCCCUUCGGGGGCAUCAAAUAUUAAUCCGGCGAAGCGCAGACUAAUGACUAAAAAAACGACCCCUAUCAAUUUCGUAUAAGGGGACCCGCCGGCCCUUCGGACCAAUCGGAUCGAUCGACCCUUAACCGGUGACCAAUGGGAGGCCUCGCCCUCGGUUUGUGCACCGCUGAUCGGCGCCCUUUUAACCCUCCGAUGUUCCCGGGGGCGUGUUCUAUCUACACGGGGGGGCGCGUUUCGACCAACAUUUUAAUGAGCCGACUCGAUUUUGAUUUGUGACUUUGUGGUGUGUGGAUGUAGGAGUUUGAGUUACGGGAAAAAGAUGGAAGAAUCAGUUUCGUGCCAUAAGAUCGAAAGCCUGUGUAAGGUUUGCGGAGAUAAGGCUUCGGGGAAACACUAUGGUGUUGCCAGUUGUGAUGGCUGCAGGGGAUUUUUCAAGAGGAGCAUUAGAAGGAAUCUGGAGUAUGUUUGUAAAGAAAGCGGCAGAUGUAUCGUGGAUGUAACGAGAAGAAACCAGUGCCAAGCUUGCCGGUUCAAGAAAUGUUUGCAAGUGAACAUGAAGCGAGAUGCAGUACAGCACGAGCGCGCCCCCCGGACCACCCACCCUUCCAUCCACCACUACCCCAUAGGGUUCACUCCCAGGUUUCGAACCCUUCAGCAAUCCUCAGUCUUUUCCAGUUUACCCUUACAUUUCCCUAGCGCCUCCUUACUGGACCACACUAGCGUUUCCUCACCACUUACCCAUGGUAGUUACAACAUGCAUCACGGAUUGAUUUAUCCAAACAAUCUGUUGGGAGGACAGUUUCAGAAACCGGCGGCUGGUUUGGCUUGUUCUGUGUUGAAUCCUGUAUCAUACCUGGAAAAGCCACAACAAUACCUAAAAGUUGACCUGUCAAACUCGGUACGAGAAUCAUUAAAAGACGACGAGGUGUCUAGCUCGGAGGAGAUCAAUAAAGAGAAGAGCAACAAAGAAGAAAACCCAAAUAUAAGACUGGAAUUACCGAUAUUAAACGACACGGCAAUAACGAAGCCCCCCAAUUUGAUUCCCCUGGACAUAUCAUCCUUGUCGGUGUUUGCCGAAAACGUUUACGAAUCGGCGGCAAAACUCCUGUUUCUGGCUAUAAAAUGGGCCAAAACUAUCCCAUCGUUCCUACAGUUAUCGCAAAGAGACCAGUCCAUUUUGCUAGAAGAAAGCUGGAACGAACUGUUUAUUCUUACAGCGGCCCAAUGGUCUUUACCCAUAGACGAAGUUGUUCUAGCGCAUAACGCAAACGCUUCCACCACAAGACAAACGGUUUUAGAAGAGGACGCGCGCAAACUAAGAGAUAUCAUUUCAAAAUUAAACUUACUAAGGGUGGAUCAUACGGAGCAUGCUUGUUUGAAGGCUCUGGUGCUAUUUAAAUCAGAUUGCCGAGGUUUGUGCGAGCCCACCCAUGUGGAACUCUUGCAGGAUCAAACGCACGUGAUGCUCCACGAAUACUGUAAUCAGCGGCAAAGUCACGCUAAAGCGCGUUUCGGCAAAUUACUGCUGACGUUGCCCUCCAUCCAGAGUUUACCCAAGAAAAGUCUGGAAGAGUUGCUGUUUAAACAGACUGUCGGUGACGUGGCCGUCGACAAGUUAUUGGGGGACGUCGCGAAAGCCACUUAUCUCAAUAAUAGUUAAGUGCUGAUGUGUAUUAUUUAUCCUGCUGUAUGCAGGUUCUCUCUCUUUAACAACUUUCCUUAUACAGGAGUAUUAAUAAUUGUUUUGUGCCAACUGUGAUGGUCGUGUUGUUUGAAUAAGAAAUGUGUUCCUGCUAAUAGUCUAGUCAUAUGUAUACGUUUUGUUCUUACUAUUAUUUUGUUUAUUUUUUAAUAAAA
Anthonomus grandis grandis is the source of this 2147-nucleotide messenger RNA. Its product is annotated as nuclear receptor subfamily 2 group E member 1-like. Bases 610 to 1950 code for a protein of 446 amino acids. The record is from RefSeq and is a predicted model, not a curated record. NCBI's taxonomy places the organism in Eukaryota, Metazoa, Arthropoda, Insecta, Coleoptera, Curculionidae. Gene Ontology annotation, biological process: anatomical structure development; cell differentiation; regulation of transcription by RNA polymerase II. The transcript is spliced from 9 exons. Gene Ontology annotation, cellular component: nucleus. Gene Ontology annotation, molecular function: RNA polymerase II cis-regulatory region sequence-specific DNA binding; nuclear receptor activity; zinc ion binding.